This is a messenger RNA of Carica papaya (papaya), 614 nucleotides long. Its product is annotated as transcription factor MYB41. The record is from RefSeq and is a predicted model, not a curated record. NCBI's taxonomy places the organism in Eukaryota, Viridiplantae, Streptophyta, Magnoliopsida, Brassicales, Caricaceae.
AUUUCCUUCUUCUAUCAAAAAGCUUUAUAUCAAUGGGAAGAUCACCUUGCUGUGAUAAAAAUGGACUGAAGAAAGGUCCCUGGACGCCUGAAGAAGAUCUCAAGCUCAUCAAUUAUAUUCAGCUUCAUGGCCCUGGCCACUGGCGCACCCUCCCCAGAAACGCCGGGCUUCAAAGAUGUGGAAAGAGUUGUCGUCUUCGAUGGACUAAUUACUUGAGACCUGAUAUUAAGAGAGGAAGAUUCUCAUUUGAAGAAGAAGAGACCAUAAUCCAGUUGCAUAGUGUUUUAGGCAACAAGUGGUCAGCAAUAGCUGCUCGGUUGCCAGGAAGAACAGACAACGAAAUCAAGAACUAUUGGAACACCCAUAUAAGAAAAAGGCUACUCAGAAAUGGGAUUGAUCCAAUUACUCAUGAGCCACGUCUUGAUCUUCUCAACCUCUCCACCAUUCUCAGAUCAACUCUCUCUAACCCUAAUUCUCAGCUUCUCACUCUCUCCAACUUGUUAAGAACACAGUUCUCUUCAACCCAGAACUUCUAAAUAUAGCCUCGACCCUCCUGUCACUCAAGCAAGAAAAUCCUGAAACGCUACUCCAAUUCCUGCAACAAAACCAGUUGC